This is a messenger RNA of Prinia subflava (tawny-flanked prinia), 5239 nucleotides long. It is a transcript of the gene ESYT3, whose product is annotated as extended synaptotagmin 3. Gene Ontology annotation, molecular function: phosphatidylinositol binding; calcium-dependent phospholipid binding; phosphatidylethanolamine binding. Gene Ontology annotation, biological process: lipid transport. The coding region runs from base 1935 to 4127 and encodes 730 amino acids. Gene Ontology annotation, cellular component: endoplasmic reticulum membrane; extrinsic component of cytoplasmic side of plasma membrane. NCBI's taxonomy places the organism in Eukaryota, Metazoa, Chordata, Aves, Passeriformes, Cisticolidae. The record is from RefSeq and is a predicted model, not a curated record. The transcript is spliced from 24 exons.
AAUAUUUGGCUUGAUUGAUUUCAUUAAAGGGCAGCAAUUACAUCAGAAAACUACUUGAAAUAAAGCUGACUGUCUCUGAGCUAUGUUUCUAAUGCAUUUUGAAAUCUUUUAACUUAAUGUAUUUUAGUUUGUCUGCAGCUACUUGAGUAAUGUAAGAGGGAACAGUUUGUUUCCUUCAGAAUGGAGAUACUAUUUGUGAAAUAGCCUUUCCAGGAGUGAGUCACUGAUGAAAGGAGGAAGUUCAUUUAAUGUGCUCCCAUGAAAACUGCAAAAAGAAAACUGAGUUUUCAGUUUGUCUGAAAGAAAACUGAGGGUUGAUAAAGUCAGGCAGCAUUAAAUAUGGGAUCUUCAGCUGAAAUAAACUCUUUCCUUUUGUUAUGAUUUUGAUAGCACUCGAAGUCAAGAAUUAUGUCUGGAGUGUCAAAGAUUUAACAUCUCAAACUGCUGAGCCAAACUGAGUCCUUGCUAGAAGCAAGUACUGCAGGAAGUGCUUGGUCCAGUCACAUGUAAUGAACUCUGAGGCACAGCCACCUCCGUGGAGGCAGGGGACCUGGCAGCAAAGAGGGCACAGAUUGCACGUCCAGAGUGAACAUCAGUGCCCACCCAGAGCAGCUCUUUCCUGGGCAUGACCAGGGGCUGCUCUGGCUGUGAGCACGAGGUGCAGCCAGACACCACUUCUGCCUUGUGCAUCCCGUGUGCCUCUGGAUUGCCUGCACAGCACAGAAAGGACUCCCAGGAGGCACCUUUCACCCCAGAGAGCUCCCAGCACAAGUCCUGCUGGAGGGUGGUGCUGCCAUGGAACACAGGGAGCCUAUGGGCCAAGGUCAGGCCUGGAAUUCAGCUCCACUGAUUGCAGCUGGUGGUGUCUGAUCAGCACCACGUGGAUCAGUUGGGAUUGGCUGACUUCAACUAAUAGUAGUCAUUUUAGAUUUAUUUUAAUUGUACUCAAUGUCAGAAGCUUCAUCCAGGGCCCUUCUUAUUAGAUAUGAGCUCUUACUGGAGCCUGUUUUAUAGGCUAUAAAUUUGUAGUCAUUAAUCCAUUCAGAAAAAAAGGCCAUCUCUUAGUUCCUCACUGUCCAGUCCUGAUGGAUUCACGACAGCUUUCAUUCAGCAAAAUGAAACUUUGUUACCUUUCCUUCUAGGCCUUUUCAGCACAUUCUGCCAGAUUCAGGCCUGCCCUCCAGUGGAUGUAUUGUCUGCACUUUGGUCUGGCUUGAAUUCCCUGUAGGAAAAAACAUUCUUGAAAAAAGCCAAUCCAAAUCACAUAGAACUACGGGAAAAGCUGAACAGUUUUGAAGGAGACAAUUAAGGCCUUUUCCCUGCUCAUCUCAACAAAAUAUUUAGUAGUAAGAAACACAUUAGAAAUAAAUACAGGAACUGGGGGGAAAAAAGGACUUUCUAGGCUAAUUUAUAAGCUCAUUUGCAAGAAGAAGAAACAAUGUAAGAAAACAGAGAGAAGGAUUAGUCAUACUGUUCUAUUUCCAGUUUGGAAUCAAUAAUGACUUUAUUGGGUUUUAUUUAUAGCAUAUGAAACCCAAAUUAUGUAGGAAUUCUCUUGAGCAGAAGAGGAGGUUUUUAUUAUCAUUAUUUUUUAACAAAAUAAUUAACCUUUCUCUUUUCUGUAUCAACAGGCUUUUCCAUAAGCAACUAUGGAGAGUGGAGUUAGGCCCAUAAAAGAAUGCAAACUGAUUGGAAGCAGGUGGCACCAGCUGCCUGUGGCCAGUGCUGGCUCCAGAAUGACACCAAGGAGUGCUCAUGUGCCGUAUGUGAAAAUCUGAGUGGUACCCAGAGCCAGGGAAGUGACAGCUCCAGCUUGAAGAUCACCUCCAGCAGCACAGGAUAAUGCCCUCCUCACUGUUCACUUCCCUGAUGUUGAACGAGUGGAGUGGCUGAACAAGGUCCUUGUACAGGCUUGGCCAUACUUUGGAACAGUCAUGGAAAAAACAUUUAAAGAAGUUCUUGAACCAAAAAUCAGAGCAAAGAGUGUACAUCUGAAAACAUGCACCUUCACCAAGAUCCACUUUGGCGAGAAGUGCCCUAGAAUUAAUGGAAUAAAAGCCUACACCAAAGAAAUUGAUAGAAGACAAGUUACCCUGGACCUGCAGAUCUGUUACAUAGGGGACUGUGAGAUUCACAUGGAUAUAUCGAAAUUUAACCUUGGCGUGAAAGGUGUACAGUUGUACGGGACAUUGAGGGUGAUCCUGGAACCUCUCCUAACUGAUGCACCUUUUGUUGGAGCAGUGACCUUGUUUUUCAUGCAGAAACCGCAUUUGGAAAUCAACUGGGCAGGCAUGAGCAACCUUCUGGAUGUCCCAGGGAUUAAUGUAAUGUCAGACUCACUCAUUCAAGACUUCAUUGCUGCCCGGCUGGUUCUACCGAACAGGAUCACAGUGCCUCUGAAAAAGAACAUGAACAUUGCCCACUUGAGGUUCCCUGUCCCCCAGGGAGUAAUAAGGGUUCAUCUGUUAGAAGCUGAGAACCUUGUCCAGAAAGACAAUUUCCUUGGUGCCAUCAGGGGGAAGUCUGAUCCGUACGCUCUCCUCCGCGUUGGCACCAUGCAGCAUAGAAGCAAGACAGUGUCCCGAGAUCUUAAUCCCAUCUGGAAUGAGACAUUUGAGUUUGUUGUUCAUGAAGUGCCUGGUCAGGACUUAGAAGUGGAUUUGUACGAUGAAGAUCCAGAUAAAGAUGACUUUAUGGGCAGCUUGCUGAUAGGCCUAGUGGAUGUAAUGAAUGACAGAACUGUUGAUGAGUGGUUUCCCUUAAGUAAGACGACAAGCGGACACUUGCAUUUAAAACUGGAGUGGCUUUCACUAGUAAACGACCAAGAAAAGCUACAUGAGGAUAAGAAGGGUUUGUCUACAGCAAUUCUGAUUGUCUACUUAGACAGCGCCUUCAACCUUCCUAAAAACCACUUUGAGUAUUCGAAUGGUGAAUGUGGAGCAAAGAAGAUCAAAAACAACAAGUACCUCAAGAAGAUGGAACGAGAACCUUCCUCCUUUGUCCUGCUCACAGUUGGGAACAAGACUCAGAAGAGUAAGACCUGCAAUUUCAGCAAAGAUCCCACGUGGGGCCAGGCUUUCACCUUCUUUGUUCACAGUGCUCAUUCCCAGUCACUCCACAUUGAGAUAAAAGACAAGGAGAGGGAUAGUGCCUUGGGAACUUCAGUGAUAUGUCUCUCCCACUUACUUAAGGACCCAAACAUGACUCUGGAUCAGAGAUUCCAGCUGGACCAUUCCAGCUCAGACAGCUUCAUUAAGAUGAAACUUGUAUUGCGGGCAUUGAAAGUUGAAGAACCUGAUCCACAGAGAGUCAAGGCUGGUGUCAAUAACUCAAAGCCAGGUCCUGUUCGUGUCACAGAGAAAGCUGGAAACCAGCAGAAGUUUUCCUCUCCACCACAAGUCUCGAAAGUACCUCCCAUGAGCAAAGACUCUGCAGCACUUGAAUCCCUGCCAAAAAAGGACAGUGGAGAAGACCUGGACACUAAAGACAGUUCAGGAGCCCCUGUACCAAGUGAAACUGUGUCUGGCCUUGAUGAAGCAGAGGGCAAGCAAAAUCCAGAGCAUGGCCCACCAUCAGCAUUGCCCAGCGGAGCAGUGGCCAUGGCCACCCUGCCUGUCCUGCAGGAAAUGAGGGUGGCACCCAGUGUCACUUCACUGGGGUCCCUGCCUUCUUCCUGCUUUGAAUUAAGCAGCAGCAACCUGGACAUUCAUAACGGGACUGAGAUGCCUCUGGGGGAGAUCCAGCUGACGGUGCGUUACGCUUCCAUCCGGCAGAGCCUCGUGGUGCUGGUCAAUGGCUGCAGAAACUUGGUACCCUCUUCCAAUCGUGGAGUCGAUCCAUAUGUCCGUAUAUACCUGCUUCCAGACCGAAGAUGGACAAGCAGGAAGAAGACUUCUGUUAAGAAAAAAACUCUGAACCCCCAAUACGAUGAGAAGUUUGAAUUUUUCGAAUCUUUGGAAAAUGUCAAGAAAAGGACACUGGACAUUGCAGUGAAGAACAGCAGGCCAUUCAUUUCACAGGAGAGGAAGGAGCUGGGGAAAGUGCGCAUUGACUUGUCCCAGGAGGAUUUAAUAAAAGGUUUUGCACAAUGGUAUGAGCUGACAAGGAGCAGACGCAGGAAAAUCUGAUUUCUUCUCAUGUACAGAAGUUACUAAUUUUUCACCUUUAUGUGAAUGUACAUAUUUCUUGUAAUUAACAUGUUUUGCACAGUCAUUGCAAAUUUGAAGCAGGCUCCAGCUCAGGACAUGCAAAUGUAAUGAUCCUGUUCAGGGAUUAGUUCUCACUGAAGUUAAACAUAUUUUCCCCCACAGGGAAUAAUUUGUCCUUAAAGAAUAAGUCCUUUAUUUUUGCUAUUUCUGGCAAACCCCCUCUCAAAGGACCUCUAAGUGUGAAAGCUCUCUUAAAGAAGGGUUGUACCUGGGGAGAUUUUAGACUGUCAGCCAAGUGUCAUUACUUUCCUUGGCAGUCUGAUGGCCCUAGGAGCUUGUUCCUGUUGUUCUGACAUGGAAGUGGUGUACUUUUAAAAGAAUAUAUUUUCAAACAGUAUUUUUCAGCUGUAGGGCUACAGAACCUGGUAAAAGAGAAAAUCUUUAAUAGCUUUUUUUUUUUUUGAAAAACAAAGAAGUUAGCAGUCCACUGUUCAGAAGUACCUUAGCAGACUGUGGCUGCAGGUAUGUAAAUAAUGAGCUUCCAAAAGCAGGAAGAUGACUUGACCAAGAUGUCAUUAAGGUUUUAGUUUGUGACGCCUUAACUGGUUUUGUCCUUUGUUACAGUGCAUUUCAAAAUCUUGUAAACCCAGAUUCUGUCUGAGGAACAGCAAAGUUUUGUAAACUAAGCUUUAAUAAUAUUGAGGCAAAAUAUUUUUGGAAGCUUGGUGUACUUGUUUCUGUACAAUAAACUUCUAAUUGUCUUGCAUAGAAGACUUGAUCUAUUCCUUUCUAAAACAGACUUCUGAAACACAAUGAUGGUAACUUCAAACCAUCACCUGAAGCAAAUUUCAAGUAUUUUUGGCCUAGAUUACAUUAAUCCAGUCUGCUUCAGUCUGUAAUCAGAGAGAAUACUUGCUGAGUAACAAUGUGUUCCCAUCUCAAAGUGAUCUGGAAAUGUGAACAACAUUUUAAAAAAGGUUCUCAGAAAACCAAGACUGAGCAUUUGUGUAAGUGUGAUGGCUAUGGCAAUAAGGGCAUCUUUACCUCAUACUUACUGUGUCAGCAACACCAAAAAUGCUCAGUGGUUGGAG